UACUUUCCUACGUUGUUCGUUUUCGUAUUUUAAUUCCACAUUUUUAUUUGAAGAUUAGUUUAUUUUCUUCUCAUUUAUCCAUCAUCCACGUAAACGUUGACUGCCGGUGCCGUAAAAGUGACGACUUGAUGAAACAACACAACUAAAUUGAUGAAAUUAAGUAGAUCUCAAGACUAAAUAUGGCGAGCCCUCGAACACGGAGAGUGCUAAAAGAUUUGCGUCUAAAAAAUGGAAAUAACAGCUGUUUUGAAUGUGGAACACAUAAUCCUCAGUGGGCAAGUGUCAGCUAUGGAGUAUGGAUUUGUUUAGAAUGCUCUGGGAAACACAGAAGUCUUGGAGUCCAUCUAAGUUUUGUCCGGUCGAUCACAAUGGAUAAAUGGAAGGACAGUGAAUUAGAGAAGAUGAAAGCAGGAGGAAACAACACAGCGAGAGAGUUCAUCAAAGGUCAGCCGGACUAUGAUCCUAACUGGUCAUUUCAAGAGAAAUAUAACAGUAAAGCUGCAGCACUCUUCAGAGAUAAGGUUCUGACUGAAGCGAAUGGGGAGAGCUGGUCAGAGGAAACAUCCAAAGCACGCAAUCACAUUCCAUACACAGCUAAGAAGACCAGCCUCAGCACAUCAUCUACUUCUAUACACCACUCAAAUAGUUCACCUAACUUCGGUGGAGGAGGAGGAGGAGGGGGGUUUAACUCCGGUGGUGCCAUGGUGUCGGGUGGUGGAGGAUCCGAUGAUUGGGAUAUGCAAUAUGGGAUGUCAAAAUCAGAGAUAAACAAACAGAAGAUGGAUUUCUUUGAUAGAAAGAAAGCAGAGAAUGCAAGUCGUCCUGAUAAUUUACCACCCAGCCAGGGAGGUAAGUACGCAGGAUUCGGAAGUUCACCGAUGCCACCUCCUGAAUCAUCCUCAGAUCCUAUGGCUUCAUUAUCAUCAGGUUGGGCUUCAUUUACAGUUGGUGCGUCUAAGCUUUUAACAGCAACAAAAGAAGGGGCUGUAAAAUUUGGCUCAGCAGCAUCACAGAAAACCCAGGAGUAUGCUGCUAAGAUGAAUGAAACAGUCAUUAAACCAACCAAAGAGAAAGUCAAUGAAGGGACAUUAUUCACUGAUAUAUCAACAGGAACUAAGAGUAUUGCAUCAAAGGUUGCUGUUAAUACACAAAAAGGCUGGAGUGAUUUUACAAAGAUGUUUAGCGAUAAUCCCUCGCUUGACGAUGAAAAGACAAAAGCAUCGACGGACACACCUCUGAUGGGAGACCCUGUAGCAAAGGCACAGAGAGAAAAGCUCAGAAACAUGGACCCGAACAAGAGUGACACGCCUUUACUGCAUGAUAUACCAACACCACCUAGGACUCCAGACGGUGACGGAGAUGAUUGGGGGUGGGGCGUUGAUGAUGGAUGGAGGGAUCGGCAAGUGGAGGAGGAGGCGGAGAGAGUACUGGAGGAGACGGCCGAUGACGGAUGGGGAUCAUGGGGGAACGAGCAGUCAGGAGGAGGAUCACUUAUCGACUUUGGAGAUGAUGACACCACGCCAAAGGUGAACUCUUCAAAACCAAAGUCCUCCUCCAAGAAAUCGACAUCAAGCAAGUCAUCGUCAAGUAAAAAAUCUUCAUCGUCGACGAAGGCUGCGGAAGUUAAUAGCGGUAAACCCAUCUCGUCACUAGAAGAGACGUGGGACGAUGCUGGGGGGUGGGACGAUGCUGCCUGGGAGGAGUUAGAAACCACGUCAAGGGCUAAGAAAGACUGAGAACAGGGAGAGCUGUUUACACAAACAGUAUGGAUUGAUCAUAGAGUUGAUGUUUGUGCUGGAUUGCACUUAAUGAUCAAUGCAAUCAAUCGUCAAAAUCAGUCCUAUGAACAAUCACUAUGCUUUGUGAUACAGGGAUAUGGGGACAGGUUUCACGAUAAUUGUCAGCACUGACUGGUUGUCAUUUGAUAGUUGUCAUAGUUAGUCAGACACCUGUGUUUCUCAGCCAAUCAAAGCCAAGACAAGUUGUCAUAUUUGACUAUUUGUUUGAUGACAGUUGUUGGUGAAACACGUCCCAGGUGGGUGUUUCAUAGAGCUGUUCGUUAGUUACGAACGACUGUACGAAUGGCCGGUGAUCCUUUCUUUAGUACAAAAUCAACAUCAAUGAAGAAAUGGUGUAUUAUCAUUUACCACAACAAAGGUUCACAACUUGCGAGUCAUUUGUAAAGUCACUCGUAGCAUACCAACAGCUUUAUAUAUAUAUGAAAUGCCUACCUGGUCCCGUUUCGUAAAGCUUUUCAUAAGUUAAGAACGACUGGUGAUUCUUGAGCACAAAAUCAACAUCAAUGAGAAUUUGGUGUUUAUCAUUUACCACAAAGGAUCACCAGUCGUUCUGAAAGUCGCUAUUAACUUACGAACAGCUUUAUGAAACACCUGCCAGGACCUCUUACUGCAAUGAGUCAUGAUUGAUUCAAUAGCAAAACCAUUAUGAGCUGAAACCGAUACCUUUGGGAGUGUUUAUUAUUGAAACAGGAGUCACCUUUCUAAAUUGUAUGGAAUAUAAAAAUUUGAUUAACUUUAGGUCUUGCCAACAAAAAAAACCAACUUAUCCAACGUUUGUCAUUUUUCAUCAACAUUGUGAAAAAUUUUGUGGAUGUAGAUGACCUUUAAUUUGCAAACCUUGGAUAAAUUAAGCCUUUCUGUUAAAGAAAUUUUUAAAGGACACUUUGUCUCCUAUUAAUUCUAAGGAUUUUGACUGACCAAAUCUUCUAAUUCAUAUUAUGGAAACUUUAUGAAAUGUGCAUGUUCAUGUUGCUGUCCAAAUUCAUUUUUUUCACGUCUCUGCACUAAGAUCUCUUACAUUUAUCUGUCUCAUAAGAAUUUGCAUCG
This is a messenger RNA of Lytechinus variegatus (green sea urchin), 2846 nucleotides long. RefSeq names its product ADP-ribosylation factor GTPase-activating protein 1-like (gene arfgap1). Gene Ontology annotation, biological process: regulation of endocytosis; regulation of ARF protein signal transduction. Gene Ontology annotation, molecular function: GTPase activator activity. Lineage: Eukaryota; Metazoa; Echinodermata; Echinoidea; Temnopleuroida; Toxopneustidae. The coding region runs from base 180 to 1736 and encodes 518 amino acids. Gene Ontology annotation, cellular component: Golgi membrane. The record is from RefSeq and is a predicted model, not a curated record. The transcript is spliced from 12 exons.